CCACGUGAGGGUCGGCUGUUCCAGACUCCGGAAGCAAUGCGCUCAGGUAGCGCCGUCCGGCCCUGCCGCAGCGCCUGCAGGUGCUGGCUGUCCGGGUGUGCGGGCCCUGCAGGUGAUGGGCCGCGGGCGGGUCCCGAGCGUGCAGCGGACGGCGAGGCGCUGGUAGACCUCUGCCGAAGGAGGCAUUUUCUCAGCGGGACGCCACAACAGCUCAGCCCGGCUGCCCUCCUGAGCGGGUGCCACCCGGGCUUUGGACCUUUAGGUGUAGAGUUGCGAAAGAACCUAGCCGCACAAUGGUGGUCCUCCAUGGUGGAGGUCAGGGAGCAGGUCUUCGCGGUGGACGCCCUCCACCACGAACCAGGCCCUUCGCAGCCCGGGGACAGUGCCUUCAGGUUAGUUUCUCCAGAAUGUAUACGCGAAACCUUGCAAGACAAAGAACUGAGUAAGGAACAGCUAGUGGCAUUUCUUGAGAACUUAUUAAAAACUUCUGGGAAACUACGGGAGACUCUUCUUCACGGUGCCUUGCAGCGCUAUGUUAAUUGCCUGGAUCUGGCAAACAGAAGGCUGCCUUAUGGUCUCGCUCAGAUUGGAGUGUGUUUCCACCCUAUUCGGGACACUAAGCAAAUACCUAACAGCGUUAAAAGAAUUGGUGAAAAGACUGAAGCUUCGUUGGUAUGGUUUACUCCUGCAAGGACUUCAAGCCAGUGGCUUGAUUUCUGGUUGCGUCACCGGCUUCUGUGGUGGAGAAAGUUUGCCAUGAGUCCUUCUAACUUCAGCAGCGCCGACUGUCAGGAUGAAGCAGGGCGGAAGGGAAGUAAGCUUUACUACGGCUUUCCCUGGGGAAGGGAGCCGAUAGAGACCCUGUGGAAUCUAGGCGAUCAAGAGCUCCUACACAUGUACCCCGGAAGUGUGUCUGCGAUACAGGGUCGAGAUGGUCGGAGAACCAUGGUUCCUUGUGUCCUGUCUGUAAAUGGGGACCUGGACCUCGGUGUGCUGGCUUACCUCUACGAUUCCUUCCAGCUCACAGAGAACUCGUUUGCGAGGAAGAAGAGCCUUCAGAGAAAAGUGCUGAAGCUUCACCCUUGUUUAGCCCCUGUUAAGGUAGCUUUGGAUGUGGGGAAAGGCCCGACGCUGGAACUAAGACAGGUUUGCCAAGGGCUACUUAAGGAAUUACUGGCAAAUGGGAUUUCCGUGUGGCCUGGUUAUUUGGAGACGAUGCCUUCGUCACUAGAGCAGCUCUACUCACAGUACGAUGAAAUGGGCAUCCUUUUCACAGUUCUGAUCACUGAAACCACUUUGGAAAAUGGACUAAUCCAGCUGAGAAGUAGAGACACCACAAUGAAGGAAGUGAUGCACAUAUCCAAACUGAAAGACUUUCUCAGCAAGUAUCUAACAUCUGCUAAAAAUGUCUAGGCGUUCAUAUUUCUGUAAUAAAUGUUCUCCGUUGUUUGAUUCAUUUUUUAAUUAUCCUUUUGAUAUGUUCUAUUAAGAAAACACAAAUCCUGAUGUGCCAAGUAAGCAAGGCCAGGUUGGCCU
Messenger RNA from Acomys russatus (golden spiny mouse), 1536 nucleotides. RefSeq names its product DNA polymerase gamma 2, accessory subunit (gene Polg2). Lineage: Eukaryota; Metazoa; Chordata; Mammalia; Rodentia; Muridae. Bases 37 to 1413 code for a protein of 458 amino acids. Gene Ontology annotation, biological process: mitochondrial DNA replication. Gene Ontology annotation, cellular component: cytoplasm; mitochondrion. The record is from RefSeq and is a predicted model, not a curated record. The transcript has 8 exons.